AGUCGAGAGACAAAAAGGAGUGUUCUCUCUUGCGAAAAGCACACAAGAAAGGAGAGCUAGAGAGAGCGAGAGCGAGCGAGAGAGAGAGAUGGAUAAGACGGAAGGCUCGGUGCAAAACGUUGGCAAUCUCUUCAGGAGGAACAGGAGUAGUGUUCGCACAGCGAUGAUGUGGACUUUUGGAGCUGGGGGUUUGCUGUGGCUGCUCUACACGGUGGAGCCAUUCAAGUCCAAAAUGGAGCCGUACAACUACCGUGGCUCUAGAGUUCCCACUGUCCCGAAAACCGGUAGCGAGGCCGGGUCGGCGGUGGCCCAUCCAAAGUCUUGAUGUAAAGGCGCUUUAAAAUGGUCUAGAUAGAUGAUUAGCAGAGCUCUUCUUCUUCUUCCUCGGUGUAGGUCUAGCGAUCGCCACGAUUCUUUCUUCUUGCUUGCGCGGCGAUGCUGCCAUUACGCGUCGCGGCUGCGUCGCUGCACGGACUUGGCGCAGGUGGAGGAGCUCCAGGCGGAGCUCCUUCGCCUGGAUGGCAGCGAUCGCGGCACUUUCGUCGGGAAUCACCUCGUCCAGAUGUUUGGCAAGCUGGGGCGCCUCGAUCAGGCGUGGCAGGCGUUUGCCAGGAUCCGGCAGCCCAAUGUCUUCUCCUGGAACGCGAUUCUUGCCGCGGCUGUGCGGCACGGGGAUCUUCAGCGCGCGCAGGGUGUUUUUGACAGGAUGCCGGAGAGAGAUGUAGUCUCCUGGACCGCUCUCAUCGCCGGAUCCUCGCAGAGCGGCGAUCCGGAGCUUGCUGUAGAGAUGUUCUCGAGAAUGCAGGCCCAGGGCGUCGUCCCCGAUCGCGCGGCCUUUCUCAGCGCACUGGACGCGAUCUCUCUCGCGCAGGCGCUCGAGUCUGGGAUCUCGGUCCACGGAGCGAUUGCUCGCCUGCGGCUGGAAUCCGAUGCCUUGAUUGGGAGCGCGCUUAUAAACAUGUAUGGGAAGUGCCAGGACGUGGCCCAUGCAAAGGUGGUAUUCGAUUCGAUGGAGCGGCGCAACGUUGUGGCCUGGACAGCGAUCGUCGCAGCAAAUGCCCAGAAUGGGCGUGUUCUUGACGCCAAGUUCUUGUUCGAGAAGAUGCCGCAGCAAGACAUCGUCUCUUGGAACUCUAUGAUCUCGGGCAUGGGGAAGAACCAGUAUAACAGGGAAGCUCUGGAUCUCUUCCACGCCAUGGAAGCCAUAGCCAUGCUGCCGGAGAAGAGCACGCUCGUGAGCGCCAUCGACGCCUGUGCGAAUCUACCAUCUCUAGCCGAGGGCCGACGAAUCCACUCCAGGAUAGACGAGACGAUGUUGGAAUCCGAUAGGGAGAUCCAGAACGCGCUUGUCAACAUGUACGGGAGGUGUGGCGACUUGGAAACGGCGAGAGCGCUUUUCGAUCGAAUGCGAGACAAGAAUGUGAUUUCGUGGACUUCGGUGAUCGCGGCGUAUGCCCACCACGGGCAUAGCCGCGCAGCGCUUGAGCUGUUCUACGAGAUGGCCUGCGAGGGGCAAGCCCCCAACGAGAUCACGCUCGCCACCCUCCUCUACGCUUGCAACUACACGGGACGGAUCAACGAUGGUGUCUACUACUUCAUGUUCCUCCACCUCGAGUUUGGGAUCCCAGCGACGCGGGAGCACUUCGUGUGGCUGAUUGACGUGCUUGGGCGAUGCGGGCAGCUCGAGAAAGCCGAGGAGCUGCUCAGGAGCAUGCCGUUUGAGCCGCAGCCGCUCGCCUGGCGGAUGCUCCUGGGAGCUUGUCAAUCCCACAAGGAUGUCGAGAGAGGUGAGCGGCUGGCUCGCCAUCUAUUUGCCACAAACUCUGUCCGCUCGUCACCGUACGUGGUGCUCUCUAACAUUUUCCUCUCGAGCUCAGCGUCAUAGGAGACGGCAAAGUCUUUCAGGAGCUCAAACAAGUUUCUUUACGAACCAAACAUCCUUUUUGGUGGUGGUAGAAGUUCUUACAACAUGUGUACAAGAACGAGUCAUCAACGAGAGAGCUUACACCUUUGGGAUC
Molecule: messenger RNA, 2018 nt
Organism: Selaginella moellendorffii
Lineage: Eukaryota; Viridiplantae; Streptophyta; Lycopodiopsida; Selaginellales; Selaginellaceae
Product: pentatricopeptide repeat-containing protein At2g13600
Exons: 2
Coding region: 356-1885 (509 amino acids)
Biological process (GO): RNA modification
Molecular function (GO): RNA binding; protein binding
Source: RefSeq, a predicted model, not a curated record